ACUACUUACACAGUUGGCUGCAAAUCCCCCUCCCUCCAAGAAAUGUUUUGAUAUAUGACCAAUGUUAGUUUGAAGCUAUAUAUAUCAUUAUGGAUAUCAUUACUUAAGCUUAUUCCUGCUAUUUUCUUAGAUUGUUGAAACCGGCACAAAACGAAUGAAACCUCGACUGCAUAGUUCACUGGGGUACACUUACACAAUAAGGAAGACAAGUUUAACAACUACAUAUUGGUGGUGUUCUGUACGACAGAGGGAUAACAGGUGUCCAGCUACCGUCAUCCAGAAGAGUGAAAAUUUCAUCCCAGGUCAAUAUGAACAUAACCAUCCUUGCAAUCCAUCAGCACUAUUAAAGACACGGGUUAGAGUAGAAGUUCUACAAAAAUGUGCCAGUAAUGCUGAACAGUCAGUUCCUGCAAUAGCUGAACAAGCUUUCCAGGCAUUUUGAACACCACAUGCUCAUCAGCUCUGGAACUUGGAUAAUGAUGUAAGAGCUGGUCAGCGCAAUCGACAGCAAUUAAUGCCUCCAGAACCUGUAAGUUUAGAUUCUGAGCUUGAUAUCGAUUACAUAGGGCGUGACUUCAUGAAGUCCGAUAUUAAAUCAGCUGACAGUCGUCACAUCCUCAUGGCCACAGAUGAGCAGUUGCAUCUACUUGCAAACAUUCGUACUUGGUACGUGGAUAGAACAUUUGACGUAGUGCGCAAACCUUUCCAUCAGCUUUUUACAGUUCAUAGGUUUCUUCGAUCCAAUAAUUGUGUCAAGCAGGUGCCUCUGGCCUUUGUCCUGAUGAGUCACCGUCGCAAGGGUGAUUACAUACAGGUCUUCAAGGCCAUCCUAGAUUCUUUGCCAAAUUAAGCAAACCUGGAAGUUGUUGUUUGUGACUUUGAGGCAGCAAUCUGGCAGGCUGUGAAGGAGUGUAUGCCUGAUGUACAUCUGCAUGGAUGUCACUUCCACUGGUGUCAGGCAGUGUAUAGAAAGCUUAACAGCCUGGGCCUGUCAACAGCGUACAGGAAGCGUGGCCCUCUGUAUCAUCUUUUUAAGAGAAUGCUAGCACUACCAUAUCUUCCUCGAAGGCACAUACAUGGGGCAUUUGACCAACUGAAGCUGCAGGCAGAACAAUCGGCACAAAUAAUACAGCUCUUUGAUUAUAUUGAGACUACCUGGUUCCAGUCAGCCACAUGGGAUGUCGUCAACUGGUGCAACUUCAAAAAACUGGUGAGAACAAAUAAUGAUGCAGAAGGUUGGCACCGACGAUUGAACACCAGGGCUGGAGGUAGCAGUGUACCAAUAUACAAGCUCCUGAAAGAUGUACUGUGAAAAGAAGGACAGUUCGUGACUACGCAGCACCAACUUGUGGCUGAACACAUUCUUAGUAGCUGUUCCAGGAAGUCCUCCAAGAAAUAAACAAGGAAAAUUGCACGAGUUGUGGAUGCAAUAUGAACGUCGAGAACUGACAACGGGUGCUUUUCUCUCAGCGUGUGUACCUUUGGUACCUUUAUAAGUUAUGAUUAGUACUGCAAAUUUUAUCAUGUCUGACUGUUAUUUUAGCUAUGCAAUGUACAUUUUAAGAUGUAUAUACAUUUAUACUUUUAGAGGUAAUAAAUAUUAUGAAGUCUUUUUAUUCCUCAUCA
Molecule: messenger RNA, 1626 nt
Organism: Portunus trituberculatus (swimming crab)
Lineage: Eukaryota; Metazoa; Arthropoda; Malacostraca; Decapoda; Portunidae
Exons: 3
Coding region: 914-1312 (132 amino acids)
Source: RefSeq, a predicted model, not a curated record